Molecule: messenger RNA, 1752 nt
Organism: Humulus lupulus (European hop)
Lineage: Eukaryota; Viridiplantae; Streptophyta; Magnoliopsida; Rosales; Cannabaceae
Exons: 6
Coding region: 1-1752 (583 amino acids)
Molecular function (GO): protein dimerization activity
Source: RefSeq, a predicted model, not a curated record
AUGGAAAGAUAUUAUAAAAGAAUUGAUCCAAAUUUAUCAAAUCCUCCGGCACCGAAAGUAGAUAUUGAUUGCAGUACAAAAAGCCAUUGCAGUACAAAGAGACAUUGCAUCUCAAUUGAUAUGAGUGAUCUUCCUACUGAUCCUGGACUGCGAAUUCCAAUUUCAGAUUAUAGCCUGAAUAUUCAAGAUCAAAUUCGAAGACAUUAUUUGCAGCAAGGGCCUUGUCAACCAAAAAAUCAUAAAUUUCUUCCGAAACUUUUUGGAGGCGUGGAGCGUCAGUUCAACAUUGAAUGUUCUCAUUACGAAUGUUACAAGAAAUGUGAAGCCUUGAUGAAUGAAAAACAACAAAUUCAACACAUUUUUGUCAAGAAAAACGACAAAGAUCGAAAAAGUUACCGUGUUCGAUUAACUGCAUUAGUUGACAGUAUUCGAUUUCUUCUACGACAAGGUCUUGCAUUUCGUGGUCAUGAUGAGUCUGAAGAUUCUAAUAAUCAAGGUAACUUUCUUGAACUUCUAAAUUUUUUGGCUGAUCAUAAUGAGGAAGUUAGAGCUGUUGCUUUGAAAAAUGCUCCUGAAAACCUUAGAUUGACUUCCCCAAGGAUUCAGAAAGACAUUGUAAAUGCAUGUGCUAUUGAAACAAUUGAGGUUAUUAUUAAAGACAUGGGAGAUGCUGUAUUUUCUAUUUUAGUUGAUGAAUCUCGUGAUGUAUCUAUAAAGGAGCAAAUGGUUGUAAUGUUUCGUUAUGUGGACAAGAGAGGGUAUGUGAUUGAACGAUUCAUAGGCAUUGAACAUGUUCCAAAUACAACAGCAAUCUCACUAAAAAUAGCAAUUGAUAAGCUAUUUUCAAAGCAUGGGUUGAGCAUAUCUAGACUACGAGGUCAGGGAUAUGAUGGAGCUAGUAACAUGAGUGGAGAAUUCAAUGGUUUGAAGAGUAUUAUCAUGAAGGAGAAUGAAUGUGCUUUUUUUGUUCACUGUUCUCAUCAGCUUCAAUUAACACUCAUGGGUGUAGCCAAAAAACAUGAUUUAAUAGGUACUUUUCUCACUGUGGUAUCCAAUGUGGUGAAUAUUGUUGGAGCAUCAUCUAAGCGUCGUGACAUUCUUCGAGAAAAACAAGCUCAUAAAGUCAUUGAAGCCUUAAAAAGUGGACAACUUUCAAGUGGAAAAGGCUUAAAUCAAGAAAAUGGGAUUAAGCGUCCAUGUGAUACACGAUGGGGAUCACACUUUGGCACUUUGUGGGAUUCCUUAGUAGAAGAAGUUUCUAAGUUUUGUGUGGAAUUCAAUAUCGAUGUUCUAAAUAUGGAUGGAAUUGUGAUAGAUUUACAACUACAAGAGCUAAAUAGUCGUUUUAAUAAGGCUAACACUGAGUUGCUACUUUGUGUAGCAUGUUUGUCUCCAAAUAAUUCUUUUGAUGCUUUUGACAAGGAAAAGCUAAUUCAAUUGAAAGGAAUUGCUGACCUUUCAAAAAGAUUAGUGGAGACAAAUAAACAUGAGGUAUAUCCAUUGGUAUAUUUGCUUAUUAAAUUGGCAUUAACACUCCCAGUUGCAACAACUUCAGUAGAAAGGGCAUUUUCAGCUAUGAACAUUGUGAAAAAUCAAAUGCGCAACAAAAUGGGAGAUGAAUGGUUGAAUGAUAGCUUGACUGUGUAUCUUGAAAAAGAUAUAUUCAAUACUAUUGACAAUGAGACUAUUAUUCAUCGUUUUCAAACACAUGAAAAAUCGUCAAGGACAACUUUAAAUAUAUGUGUUGAAUGA